GCUGAGGCAGCAUAAAGCGGAAACCUGAGUUUGAAGAAUUGCAAAACCGAAGAGACGAUAUGAGCAGCAUCGGAACAGGAUACGAUCUCUCCGUCACCACCUUCUCGCCGGAUGGCCGGGUUUUCCAGAUCGAGUACGCAGCUAAAGCCGUCGAUAACAGCGGUGCCUAUGGUGAACCUAUUCCUGUGAAGGAACUUGCUGAACGUGUAGCAAGUUAUGUGCACUUAUGCACACUCUACUGGUGGCUCAGGCCUUUUGGAUGUGGGGUAAUUCUUGGAGGUUAUGAUAGAGAGGGACCUCAAUUAUAUAUGGUCGAACCAUCUGGCAUCUCAUAUAGGUACUUUGGUGCUGCAAUUGGGAAGGGAAAGCAAGCAGCGAAAACAGAAAUUGAAAAGUUGAAGCUCUCUGAAAUGACAUGCAGAGAGGGAGUUAUUGAAGUUGCCAAAAUCAUCUACAAGGUACAUGAUGAGGCGAAGGACAAGGCCUUUGAAUUGGAAAUGAGUUGGGUCUGUGAUGAGUCCAAGAAACAACAUGAAAAGGUUCCUGACGCACUGUUAGAGGAAGCAAAGGCUGCUGCUAGAGCUUCGCUGGAAGAAAUGGAUGCUGAUUAAGUUUUACUGAGAGCUUGUAAUCCUUAUGUUUUGAUCUCCUAAUCUUCACAUAUUUCCCGUUGUCAAGAAACUGAUGCUGAUGGUUUUAUGUAUGAAUGAAUUCAUUGCUCAAACUCGUUUCUGCAUAUUAUAUUUAUCUCUUUGUUUUAGGAAUGUACCAGGAAUUUUGACUCAGAUCCAAUAUCAAGAGUCAUCAGCAAAACAAACAUAGAUAUUGUUC
Molecule: messenger RNA, 831 nt
Organism: Rubroshorea leprosula
Lineage: Eukaryota; Viridiplantae; Streptophyta; Magnoliopsida; Malvales; Dipterocarpaceae
Source: the annotation of a GenBank genome assembly